AUGAUACUGAUAAUUUUGAUACCGUUCGUAGUUCCCGGUAAUAAUUUGUUGCCAGAAGAGCGAGUAGCCUAUAUUGUCGAGAAAAUCUUGGAUUCUCGAAAAGUGAAUGGCAAACGGGAAUAUCUAAUCCUGUGGCAAGAUUACGGGAUUGAGGAAGCUACCUGGGAAAGCGAUGAACAUUGUGAUUGCCCCGAUGCGAUCGCUGCUUUUCAUAAGGAAAAAAAGGCUGCUAAGGCGAAGAAAUUACUCAGAGAUGGUUCAAUUCUCAGCAAACAUGCCUCGAAACAGCAGACGGAAAAGAUGCCAAGUGAUAAGAGUAAAUCUACUCGAACUACUGGGCACAUAAAAGUUCCUCUAGUCAAGCAUGGUAAAACGAAGAAGUAUUUGAUUGAGCGCGGAAGAAAGAUUGAGGCGAUACUCGGAGUGAAUAAGGAUGGCGAUGAUCUCAUGUAUAUGGUGCGGUACAAAGGUUCUGAACCACAACAUCACAGAUCUGAGUUUGUGCCGUCGUCGGUUUUGCGACGUGUUGCUUUAAAGGAUUUUGUUAAUUCGCUCGAGGAAUUCGCCAUGGUGAAUGGUCCUUUCAUGCAAAUGUGA
Messenger RNA from Haemonchus placei, 597 nucleotides. The record is from the annotation of a GenBank genome assembly. NCBI's taxonomy places the organism in Eukaryota, Metazoa, Nematoda, Chromadorea, Rhabditida, Trichostrongylidae.